This is a messenger RNA of Anopheles aquasalis, 1845 nucleotides long. Its product is annotated as putative serine protease K12H4.7. Gene Ontology annotation, molecular function: serine-type exopeptidase activity; dipeptidyl-peptidase activity. Gene Ontology annotation, biological process: proteolysis. The record is from RefSeq and is a predicted model, not a curated record. NCBI's taxonomy places the organism in Eukaryota, Metazoa, Arthropoda, Insecta, Diptera, Culicidae.
GAACGCAUUACGCCCCUUCGUUCUAUCAGUCGUUCUUUGUCUGCGGGUCAGUUCGGUGAUACCAACGAGAGGUCGUCGUGCCCCACUUUCUGUGUUCUCUUCGUAUUUCGCGAACGAAUCCAUUUUGUUAGCCACCGCAGCAUGGCACAGCUGCCGUUACAGCGCACCAUCCUGGUGUUCUUACUUGUCCUUAUUACGUUUGAUGAAGUAAAUGGAUUGCGUAGCUUUUGGCGAGGGAAACGUUUCCAUCCGGAUGCACCGUCUCGCACCGUGACGAGGACGAAGGUUAACGGUGUGGCAGCGGUCGGUCAGCAGCAGCAGCAGCAGCAGCAGCAGCAGCAGCAGCAGCACAACGAGGAAUCGCGAUGGUUUGAGCAAAUCCUUGAUCACAAUGAUCCCACCAACGACGCCACCUGGCAGCAACGGUAUUACGUGAAUGAUCAGUUCUUCGACUCGAGCAAUCCGCACGCACCCGUCUUUCUGAUGAUUGGCGGUGAAGGUGAAGCGACCGCUCGCUGGAUGCACGAAGGUGCCUGGAUCCAUUACGCGGAAACGCACGGUGCGCUCUGUUUCCAGCUGGAGCACCGAUUCUAUGGCAAGAGCCAUCCCACGGCUGACCUUUCCACCAAGAACUUGGCCUAUCUCACCUCGGAACAAGCGCUAGCCGAUCUGGCGUACUUUAUCGAAGCGAUGAACGAAAAGUACCAACUGCAGCCCCACACGAACCUUUGGAUUGCCUUCGGUGGAUCGUAUCCGGGUUCGUUGGCCGCCUGGCUACGUGAAAAGUAUCCCUCGCUGGUGCAUGGUUCGAUCAGCUCUAGCGGACCGUUGCUGGCCAAGAUCGAUUUCAUCGAGUACUACGAUACCGUGGUCCGUUCACUGGCCAGCUACUCCGCUGGUUGCGUUGAAGCCGUUCGCAGUGGGAUGCAGCAGGCUGAAACACUGCUGAAGCACAUGAUCGGUCAGCGAACGUUGAACGACAAGUUCAAACUGUGCGAUCCGAUCGAACAAUCGAUCGACAAUCCGUUGGAUGUGGCCAGUCUCUUCGAGGCACUCGCUAGCAACUUUGCCGGUGUGGUACAGUACAACAAGGACAACAGCCCACACGCGACGAUCACGAUCGACGAGGUGUGCGAUGUGAUGAUGAACACCACGAUCGGCGCGCCCGUGGGUCGGUUGGCUGAGGUGAAUCGCUUGCUGUUGGCACAGGGAAACCAAAGCUGCCUGGACUACGUGUACGACAAGUCCGUCCGCCAGAUGCAAAACGUUUCCUGGGACUCUGAGGUGGCCAGCGGAGCUCGACAGUGGACCUACCAAACGUGCAACGAGUUUGGUUUCUACCAAACGUCGAACAAUGCCAGCGCCGUGUUCGGUGAUCGCUUCCCGGCCGAGUUUUUCGUGCGACAGUGUGCGGACAUCUAUGGUGCCAGGUUUGGGGAGGCGGCCCUGGCUCGUGGCGUCUACCGUACGAACGUAAACUACGGUGCCCUGAAUCCAGCCACCACUAACGUGCUGUACGUGCACGGUUCCAUCGAUCCGUGGCAUCGCCUGGGGUUGACCGAAAGCAACGAUCUACACACGCCGGUCAUCUUUAUCGACGGAACUGCACACUGUGCCAAUAUGUACGAACCCAAGGAGGGCGACUUUCCACAGCUCAAACAGGCACGUCUCGAAAUCGAUACCUUUAUUACGAAUCUUCUUGCGAUAAAAGAUUAAUAGCUAAUCUGCGUGGUAUUCUGUAUGAAUUUUACAACCAACGUGUUCGAGUUACACAAGUUUUCUCAAAAAUAAAAUAAACCUUAAAAGCCAAACACCGAGAUCAUUCGAGUUUACGGUCGGUGCUCC